AUGCAUCACCCGCAACAGCCUUCUUAUGGUGGCUACCCCGGCCAGUCGUAUCACCAGCAGGCGCCGCCUCCCGCCAACCCGUACGGAUACAGCCAUUCGCCUCAGCCGCCGCAACACCCCUACGGAUCGCCCGCCCCGCCGCAUGGAUACAGUCACGGUCCUCCCCCGGCCGGAUAUCAACAGCCGCCGCCGACUGGCCCGAACGUUUACCAGCAGGGCCGCCCGCCAGGUUCGCAUUCCGCCCCCGUCGCUCGCCGAUUUCAUAUUUGGGAAAUAUGCGCUGACAGAGAUGCUAUAGCAGGCAACUAUCAAGGUGGUGGUGGUGGUCGCCCGGCGCCUCCGCCCACGAACCCGGUCGCGUUCGGUCACGGUGCUCCGCAAGGCUACAACUUCCAGUAUUCGCGAUGUACCGGGAAAAGAAAGGCGUUGCUGAUUGGAAUUAACUAUUUCGGCCAGAAGGGUCAGUUGCGAGGAUGCAUUAACGAUGUCAAGAACAUGUCGACAUAUCUCAAUCAGAACUUUGGGUACGCUCGUGAGGACAUGGUUCUUUUGACGGAUGAUCAACAGAACCCCAUGAGCCAGCCUACCAAGGCCAACAUUCUCCGCGCCAUGCACUGGCUGGUCAAGGACGCGCAGCCCAAUGACUCGCUCUUCUUCCACUAUUCAGGCCACGGCGGUCAAACCCCAGAUCUUGACGGUGACGAAGACGACGGAUACGACGAAGUGAUUUACCCUGUGGACUUCCGCGUCGCCGGCCACAUUGUCGACGAUGAAAUGCAUCGGAUCAUGGUCCAAUCGUUGCGCCCCGGUGUGCGUCUGACAGCCAUCUUCGAUUCCUGCCACUCCGGCUCCGCGCUGGACCUCCCCUACAUCUAUUCCACCUCUGGUGUGCUUAAGGAGCCCAACCUGGCCAAGGAGGCCGGUCAGGGUCUGCUGGGUGUGGUUUCCGCGUACGCGCGUGGCGAUAUGGGUGGCAUGAUGUCGACAGCCAUGGGAUUCAUUAAGAAGGCCACCAAGGGUGACGAUGUGUACGAGCGCAACUUGAAGACCAAGACCAGUCCCGCCGAUGUGAUCAUGUGGUCUGGUAGCAAGGACGACCAAACCAGUCAAGAUGCUCAGAUUGCAGGUCAAGCCACCGGCGCCAUGUCGUGGGCUUUCAUUGCGGCUCUCAGAAAGAACCCUCAGCAGAGCUAUGUCCAGUUGCUGAACAGUAUUCGUGACGAGCUGUCCACCAAGUACACCCAAAAGCCGCAGUUGAGCUGCAGUCACCCCUUGGAUACGAACCUACUAUAUGUCAUGUAG
This is a messenger RNA of Penicillium argentinense, 1302 nucleotides long. RefSeq names its product Metacaspase-1. Gene Ontology annotation, biological process: proteolysis. The coding region runs from base 1 to 1302 and encodes 433 amino acids. Gene Ontology annotation, molecular function: cysteine-type endopeptidase activity. The record is from RefSeq and is a predicted model, not a curated record. NCBI's taxonomy places the organism in Eukaryota, Fungi, Ascomycota, Eurotiomycetes, Eurotiales, Aspergillaceae. The transcript is spliced from 4 exons.